Molecule: messenger RNA, 939 nt
Organism: Clonostachys byssicola
Lineage: Eukaryota; Fungi; Ascomycota; Sordariomycetes; Hypocreales; Bionectriaceae
Source: the annotation of a GenBank genome assembly
AUGGCCACAAUUUUCAAUAUUGUCCCUGAUCCAGCACGCACCGGGAACCACACAGACUGGACAUCGAGAGAGUGUCCAAAUACGACUGAGAUGAGGAGCGAGGUAGAUGAUUGGACAAGCCAGAAUGAUGUUGCUGAGCGGCGAAAGACACAAAAUCGUCUGCACCAGAGAGCAUGGCGGCGGAAACAAAAGCUGCGAUGGCAGCAAGAGACAUCAAGGCGUUCUUAUGAUGGACCGGGAAUCUUUAUAUUUCGCGUUAGCCCGGAAAGAGGGGAGGAAUCGUCAACCAGAACAAAGGCCAUCGCUUCUGACGAUACAAAGACUCUACCUGAAUGCCUCUCGCUCUAUGCCGAGCCACACAAAACAGCUCGUGCGAUAGCUCUGUAUCAGAGCGCCUGCGAGAGUUACUCCCUCAGAGCGCCACGCCCAGCUCAUCUUCCAGCCUUGAUCCGGCUGAACCUCCUUCACGCCAUAACCAGAAACUCAUAUUACAUCGGCAUCCCCCCUGGCCGGCUUUGUCGUGAUGAGUUUAUAUCACCCUUCAAUAUCGCAGGGCCAGUGGGACAGCACAACCCUAUACGCACUAUUUGUCCCAUGUCGCUAUGGCCCACAGCAACACAACACAGAAUUCUACAUCAUCCUUGGAUCGACUUACUGCCGUUUCCUCAGAUACGAGAUAACAUCUUGCUGGGUAUGGAAGCAGGAACUGUAGAUGACGACGAGCUGUCAGAAGACUUGAUGGAAUUCGGCAGUGGCGACGCAGACUUGGUAGAACGGCCAGCGAUGAUUGUGUGGGGGCAGUCAGCAGUUUGCAGCUCGUGGGAGAUCAACGUAGCAUUCUUGAACAAAUGGGGUCAUCUAAUACGCGGAUGUCCAGAAAUUAUCGCCUCAACUAAUGCCUGGAGGUCGAAGAGAGGCGAGAAACCUUUGAUGGUAUGA